CAAGAAAUGGCAAUGACAAGUAUCCAUUGCAGGAAGGACAUGGAGGCAGCUUUAGUUGCGUUGCUGCUGUUUUGGCAUUUCGUUAUUAUUUAUGUUUAAAUUUAUAAUGUAUUGUUUUAUGAGUUACACAACUGGAGGUUAUAGCUUAUCGCUAUGAUUACAUUUGGGCUUUCAGCUCACCUUGUUAUAUUUUUCCUUCCUUUCAGAUAAUUAGCUUGGAAGGGCAGCUUGUCAAGGCUUAGUAAGCUUUUGGUAUAGGUCUUCAACACUACUUUGGCCCAAGAGCUAGAAUCCUCAUUCAUUCUACAUGGGAGUCACAAAUCAGUGAAAACAAGGGAUCAAUAAGCUUAGCUGAGGAGGAACGAACAUAAAGACAAGUAUUUAGUAAGCUCGGCAUACAAGAGUCUUUAGAGCUAAGUGAAGCAAAACAAGAUAUGUAUUUAUACAUAUGGAUACAUUAUGAAAAGUCUUUUAUGCCCAUGGUACAAGUAUAUAGAUUAACAUGUGUAAUGUAUAUUGCCAUCCCCCCACAAUUUGUGUGGGAUGACACAGCACACAUAAAUUGAUUCUUUGAGAUUUGACUUGUGGCAUUAAAAGGGCUUUGAUGAGAAGAACAUCAGCCUAUUGAUAAAAAGGAUGGAACAUAUUGAAGCACAAUCCAACCACUUGCAACCUUUUCCGUAACAAAAUGAAUGUCUAUCUCCACAUGCUUGGAUGAUUCAAGCAUGGAAGAUGAUGAUUUGUGGGAUGAAAAGAGGAAGCCCAGAAACAGUGCGAUUAGAUGGUGGAGAGAAGGGAGAGUUGUUUCCGUGGGCAAUGGAGGUGGGUAAGGCUACUUCUUGGACAACUAAGGCAUGGAUUUCACUUUCCUCUUCUAACUCAGUCAACGGAGAGAACUCGAUGGAGAGCCCAAGCAAUCCUAAUUUCUGGGAAGGCAAUGGACAUCAAAUAAGGUUUGCAGAAGAUCAGUUCCCGAGUAUUAGUCAGCAGAAUCUCCAAAUGGAGCCAGUGAGGCAAGAAUCAGAUAAACCAAUCUGUUCCAUGAUGGUUCCCUAAUGCUCAAAGAGGGUAUAGAGUCAACCUCCACUGGUCAUGGAUACAUGGAUUGCCUAUACAUCAGUGAAAGGUGACCUUGAGAAUACUGCAAAGGGUUGAGAGAGAAAAAGAAAUAGAGAGGCAUGGAAGUAGAAAAUCUGAGCCACCUCAGGGAAGCCACUGUCUUAGAGGAAAAAGGGAGACAAAACGUAGCCACUUGACCAUCAUCAAUCCUAGCUAUCCAGAGCUUGAAGAAAAAUGCGAGGGCAAUUGAGCUGAAUUCGAAAGGAGCAGGGGUGAGUAUGCAUGCGUUUUCAGUAUAGUGUUAAAAUUAUUCAUGAUAAAAAGGGAAAAAAAAAAAAAAGGACUGUUGAAAAGGAAACUGAGGAGACGUUUUCCUUAACUUUUUUGGCUGAAGAAAUUUAUUUAGAUAUU
Rubroshorea leprosula is the source of this 1470-nucleotide messenger RNA. NCBI's taxonomy places the organism in Eukaryota, Viridiplantae, Streptophyta, Magnoliopsida, Malvales, Dipterocarpaceae. The record is from the annotation of a GenBank genome assembly.